Molecule: messenger RNA, 417 nt
Organism: Caenorhabditis bovis
Lineage: Eukaryota; Metazoa; Nematoda; Chromadorea; Rhabditida; Rhabditidae
Source: the annotation of a GenBank genome assembly
AUGAAGAGACCACCAGUCGAAAUUGGAAAACUCGACGUUCGAACGGAUUUGAGCCAAGGAAUCGAUGUCGACGCAAAUUGCACCGUUCUUAGAAUCGACGACGUCAAAAUUGGAAAUGCGAAUGCGAAAGCGAAACUCGGCUUGAAGGAGGGACUUGGUGUUGGCGCGAAUGCCGGGCUUCUGGAAGACAAAAAUAUCAAAAUUGUGAAGGCAGGAGUCAAUGGAAGUGUUGGAAAGGAUGGCGUCGACGUCGGCGUCGAAGGAACACUUGCACGCGCCGAACUCAAAUCGGACAACUUCGAUGUCGGUUUCGGAUUGAAUGUGAACACUGGAUUGAAAAAUGACUAUCAUAAUAGCAUGGAUUUAUGGUAUGUCCCGGCUUCCUACCUCUUCGUUCAUUUCCCGAGCAUCGCUUAA